Verticillium alfalfae VaMs.102 is the source of this 792-nucleotide messenger RNA. RefSeq names its product proteasome subunit alpha type-2. The coding region runs from base 1 to 792 and encodes 263 amino acids. Lineage: Eukaryota; Fungi; Ascomycota; Sordariomycetes; Glomerellales; Plectosphaerellaceae. The transcript is spliced from 4 exons. The record is from RefSeq and is a predicted model, not a curated record. Gene Ontology annotation, cellular component: proteasome core complex, alpha-subunit complex; proteasome core complex.
AUGGCUGAUCGAUACUCCUUCUCGCUAACGACCUUCUCGCCGAGAGUAUGCCCUCAACGCCGUCAACCAGGGCCGACAAAUGGCAUCGUCCUCGCCACCGAAAAGAAGUCCUCGUCACCGCUAGCCGACCCCAGCUCUCUAUCUAAGAUCAGCCUCGUCACCCCAAACAUCGGCAUGGUCUACUCUGGCAUGGGCCCCGAUUACAGAGUGCUCGUUGACAAGGCACGCAAAGUGUCGCACACUGGCUACAAGCGCAUCUAUAACGAGUACCCUCCGACACGGAUAUUGGUUCAGGAUGUUGCCAAGGUCAUGCAGGAGGCUACUCAAUCUGGCGGUGUUCGGCCGUACGGCGUCAGCCUGCUGAUUGCUGGUUGGGAUGAGGGCAUCCUCCCCGAGGAUGAGGAGAAGGAGGCUGCAGAAGGCGAGGAGAAGAAGCCCAGCGGCAAGACCGGCGGUAUUCUGAAGGGCGGGCCCAUGCUGUACCAGGUUGACCCGUCUGGCAGCUAUUUCCCUUGGAAGGCGACUGCCAUUGGCAAGAGUGCGACGUCGGCGAAGACGUUCCUCGAGAAGCGGUACACAGAGGGACUGGAACUGGAAGACGCAGUGCACAUUGCCCUUCUGACCCUCAAGGAGACAAUUGAGGGAGAAAUGAGCGGCGAGACGAUCGAGAUUGGCAUCGUUGGCCCUCCGGCGGAUCAUCUGCUGGGAAUUGAGGGCGUUGAGGGCGCCACUGGUCCUCGUUUCAGGAAGCUUACACCCCAGGAGAUCGAGGAUUAUCUGACGAACCUUUGA